Molecule: messenger RNA, 1755 nt
Organism: Danaus plexippus (monarch butterfly)
Lineage: Eukaryota; Metazoa; Arthropoda; Insecta; Lepidoptera; Nymphalidae
Product: UDP-glucosyltransferase 2-like
Exons: 8
Coding region: 189-1742 (517 amino acids)
Molecular function (GO): UDP-glycosyltransferase activity
Source: RefSeq, a predicted model, not a curated record
UUCCACUUCAUAUAUAUUUUAUUAUUUGAUGUUUUUUUUUUAUUAAUUAAGUCCUAAUAAAAUAUUAUUUAGUUUAUCAGCUAAUUAGUAUUCGCCGUUUAUGCAGUAGUAUAAGCUAGUAGACAGCUGCUUACUGUAAAUAUUUGAGCAAUUUACCGUCAAUACUUUAGAAUUAAAGCGAAUGUACGAUGUACUACACGUGUUUAUUGUUAUUAAUAAAGUUGUAUUUAUGUCACGCCUACAAAGUGUUGGUGGUAUUCCCAAUACCGUGGAAGAGCCAUUACAUUCUCGGAGAAGCUACCGUAUGGCAUUUGGUCAAGGAUGGACACGAGGUGACUUACCUCACACCUUCUCCGAUAGAAAAUGCUCCGAAAGGACUUCGACAAAUCGACAUAUCCGCAAGUAGUCGGUUUUUCCCUAAAGGCCGCUUCGAUAUUGUUUCUUUGAUAAACAAAAAAGGACACGUUAUGACCCAAGAACAGAAGAUCAGGACAACUCAUGAUUAUCUUGUGAAGAGUUUAGAGUUAGACAAUGUUCAGAAUUUCAUCAACGAUUCCAACGAACAGUACGAUGUUGUGGUAGUUGAAUGGUUACACACAGAAACAAUGGCUGGUUUUGCUUCACUAUUUAACUGUCCUUUGAUCUGGGUUUCAACAAUGGAAGCUCACACAUUAGUUCUGUCUCUUAUAGAUGAGCACUUGAAUCCUAAUUAUAACGUUCUUUUCUACUCUACAAACUUCUCUAGAACAUUUUGGAAUAGAGCUAAACAGUUAUGGUCUCUAACUAAAAUACUAUUCUACACCUGGUAUAGACAAAAUCAAGAAAACGAGGAUUUUAAAAACAUUUUUGGAUCAGCAAUCCUGAAAAGAGGAAGAGAAUUACCAUACUUUAGAGAUGUUAAAUAUAACGCUUCCUUGAUGUUUGGAAACUCUGAUGUUGUAACGGGGGACGCAAUAUCUUUACCACAGAACUAUAUUCACAUAGGAGGCUAUCAUAUAAAAGAACCCAUAGAACCGUCUCCCUCAUUCGAUUUGAAAGGUCUGAUGGACGAAUCAUCGAACGGCGUAAUUUAUUUUAGCUUAGGUUCAUCGCUGAAUAUAACAAGAAUACCAAGAUAUUUAAAAAAAGGUAUACUUAAGAGCCUCGGUGAAGUAGACCAAACUGUGAUAUUAAAAAUGGAUCAUAUUCCAGAAGAUCAGCCCAAAAAUGUUCAUACCGUUCCUUGGGCACCUCAACAGUAUAUUUUAGCACAUCCUAACUGCCAACUCUUUAUAACUCACGGGGGUCAGCUGUCGAUUAUUGAGACACUGUAUUUUGGAAUACCUAUAAUUGGAAUUCCAUUAUUUGCUGAUCAAUACAAUAAUGUUAAUAGAGCCGUUGCUAAAGGAUUCGGGAAACAGAUUGAUUUCAACUCUAAUACACCGGAAGUUUUGAAGAACACAAUAAAGGAAAUGAUGACUAACUCCAGCUAUCGAGCCACAGCGAAACACUUAUCGUCCCUCUUCAUCAGAAGCCCAACUCCAGGCCAAAGGCUUGUAAAAUCCGUAGAACUGGUUGCAAGAACUGGUGGAGCGCAACAUUUACGCUCUGUCGCAUUAAAUGUGCCUUUGUACCAAAAGCUUUAUUUAGAUCUGAUAUUAGUGUUCAUAAUUGGUGUCCUCGGUUUUUUGUUUGUAAUAACAUAUCUGUAUCAUUUUGUUACCAAUAUACGGAGACCUAAAACAUUAAAGAAAAAAGAUUAACGCAUGUAAACUA